Thrips palmi is the source of this 2698-nucleotide messenger RNA. It is a transcript of the gene Ir21a, whose product is annotated as ionotropic receptor 21a. The record is from RefSeq and is a predicted model, not a curated record. Bases 41 to 2698 code for a protein of 885 amino acids. Lineage: Eukaryota; Metazoa; Arthropoda; Insecta; Thysanoptera; Thripidae. The transcript has 12 exons. Gene Ontology annotation, cellular component: membrane. Gene Ontology annotation, molecular function: ligand-gated monoatomic ion channel activity.
GUCGCCCAAGUGGCGCAUCCGGGACUACCUGGGCAGCCCCAUGGCGCGGAACAUCCGCAACCUCCUCGUGGUGCACGACCGGUCGUGGCGGCACGGCACCGCGGCCCUGGGCUACCCCGACAUGGACCUGUAUUCGCACCGCCUGUUCGUGGACUCGCUGGGGUUCUCGACGUCGCAGAUCUUGACGGCGUGGCGGUGCGACCGUCUGACGCGCGCCUCCGCCAACCUGUUCCCACUCAAGAUGCUCGAGGGCUUCGCCGGCCACCAGUUCACAGUGUCGGCGUCCGACACGCCGCCCUUCAUGUACCGCACCGUCCUCAACGCGGACGGCGACACGCGCUGGGACGGCAUCGAGAUUCGGCUGCUGCGGCUGCUGGCCGAGAGGCUCAACUUCACCGUGGACGUGCGCGAGGCGGCCGAUGACGACGCCAACCCGAUCGGGUCCGCGGUGCGCGUCGUCAACACGAUCGUGGGUGGCAGCGCCGAGCUGGGCGCUGGCGGUAUCUACGUGACGCAGCCCCGCAUUGAGGUGGUGGACGUGAGCUUCCCGCACACGCAGGACUGCGCCGCCUUCAUCACGCUGGCCUCGGUGGCCCUGCCCAGGUACCGCGCCAUCAUGGGGCCCUUCCACUGGACCGUGUGGCUCGCCCUCACGCUCGUCUACAUGUUCGCCAUCCUGCCGCUCGUGUACUCGCACUCCUUCUCGCUCCGCAUCCUCCUCAAGUCCCCCGGCCAGAUCGAGAACAUGUUCUGGUACGUGUUCGGCACCUUCACCAACCUCUUCUCCUUCAAGGGCCGCGACUCGUGGACCGCCUCGACGCGCACUUCGACGCGCAUGAUCAUCGGCUGGUACUGGGUGUUCUCCAUCAUCGUCACGGCCUGCUACACGGGCUGCAUCAUCUCCUUCAUCGCCUUCCCCGCCUUCCCGUCGGUCAUCGACUACAUCUGGCAGCUCUGGGACGCCGGCUACUCUAUCGGCACUCUGCGCACGGACGGCUGGAGCACGUGGUUCCGCAACUCGUCGGACCCGCUGACGGACAAGCUGCUGAAGAACAUGGAGACGGUGCCGACGGUGUGGGAGGGGCUGGUCAACAUGACGCAUGCCUACUUCUGGCGGCCCUACUCGUUCUUGGGCUCGCGCCUGUACCUGGAGCACGUGGUGCGCACCAACUACACGGCGGAGAACAAGCGGUCCCUGGUGCACGUGACGCGCGAGUGCCUGGUGCCCUUCUGGGUGGCGCUCGUCUUCCCCCGCGCGGCCACGUACAGCGAGCGCUUCAACCAGCUGCUGAUGCGCUCGCUGCAGGCCGGCAUCACGGAGAAGCUGCGCCGCGACGUCACCUGGGACGUGAUGCGCACGCAGGCGCGCAACGGCCGCCUGCUGCUGCAGGUGAGCAGCGGUCGCGGGCUGCGGAUGCCGCCGCCAGAAGAGCGCUUGCUGUCGCUGGACGACACGCAGGGCAUGUUCCUGCUGCUGGGCGCGGGCUUCGCCAUCGCGGCGCUGGCGCUCUGGGUGGAGACGCUGACGGGGCGCAUCCCGCUCUGCAGGAAGUCCAGCGUGGGCAGCAUCCCCCCCGGACUGUUCGACCGCGACGACGACGCGCCGUCCUCCUCGCGCCGCCCAAGCUGCGUGUCCUCGGAACCCAGUCGCGCCGGCAGCGGCUCGACGCGGCGCAGCGGCUCCGCCGUUCGGCAGAGGAGAGCUGCGGCGUCGUCCGCGGAGUCCCUGCAGGUCGUGCGCGAGGACGUGGUGGCUGCAGUGGACGUCCACGCCGACGGCGAGCCCCGGCGAACCACGCACUCGCUCCUCGGCAAGGUCAUGUCCACGGUGGCGGCCUCGAUCGCCUUCCAGCGGACUUCGCUCGGCGUCCCGCGCGAAGCGUGGCGCGAACAGCAGCAAGCCGAAGAGGAUGACGUCAUGGCGAAGCACACGCUGCAGGUCCACGAAGACACGGUGCUGCACCUCAGUAACGACGACGCGCACCUUCGCGUCCUGGGCGACGGGGAACACGCGGAGCUCGCGGAGCACGCCAGUCUGGCCGUCGGCGGGCGGUGCCGCCGGGGCUCCGUGCACCCACUGGCAUUCCGUCACCUCCCCGAGGACAGCCCCUCACCGGACCAACUGGACCCGGGACAGGACAUUGGUGACCAGCCAGAAGAGCGCCUUAGGUGGGGCAGCAGCACGGGGCACAGCUCCCUGUUCGGCAGUCCAGUCCACCACUCGGGCCUCGGCGUCGGCGACCUUCCUGAAGACACCCCGGGCGUCGAGCAGGACCUGCCCGAGGACCCCGACGACGACACGUCCACGUACAUUCUGUUACACGCGUCCAGCGAGGACUUGCGGCCGGCGGCGCGGCCCCCGACUCCAUUCGCGGUCCUGGACGCCGGUACCAAGACCACGCUCCGCCCCGUGGCCUCCAAGCUGGGGCACCGCCGGCGGUCGUCCGUCGCCCUGGCGGCCCUGGCCUCGGGUGGCUGGGGGCGGCCCGAAGAGGCGUGCGAACAGGACCAGGGCCAGAACUUGGACACCGAGGACGAGGCCACCGUCGCCGUGGGUGACUGGAAGCAGGAAGAAGGCGAGCAGGAGAAGGACGAGGAGGAACAUAAUACAUACCUUAGAACUCAUGAGUCAUUAUUACAAAGGAACCUGCACCAAUGUGUCACUUCAAACUUUGUCAUGACCAUUUGCGGCCUCUGA